Zasmidium cellare ATCC 36951 is the source of this 519-nucleotide messenger RNA. RefSeq lists its product as uncharacterized. The transcript has 2 exons. Bases 1 to 519 code for a protein of 172 amino acids. NCBI's taxonomy places the organism in Eukaryota, Fungi, Ascomycota, Dothideomycetes, Mycosphaerellales, Mycosphaerellaceae. The record is from RefSeq and is a predicted model, not a curated record.
AUGCGUCUCCUCCUCCUCGCCCUCGCCCUCCCCCUCGCACUGGCGAGCCCCCUGCCCAACUUCAACGAAAUCGAAAAACGCUGGGCCGAAGGCCACUCCGAGGUAUGUGCCGCCUCAGCCUUCCUCCCAGGCUGCUACGUCCACGCUUGGGUGGCUUCUCUCUCAAAACACCUCCUCUCCUCCCCUGAACCGUCACUCUCAUUCUCGCCUCUUCAGCAACAAAUCCACACCGGCCUCACCCACCGCGACAUGACGCCCGCGUGGCCGAUGCACGCGCGCGACAGCGAGGGCUCCGCCUUCGCGACCGCCACGGACGAGAGGUCGAUCGAGGCGAGUGUGCUGCGGACGAGGGCGGGGAGUCUGAUGGAGCAGAUGAGGGAUUUCGCGGAGAGGUUUAUGCGGAGUAAGGGGUUGGAGGGGGUUAUUGCGAGGAGGGGGAGUGGGAUGGGGGAGGGGGAGGAAGUGCCGGUGUUGAGGCCGAGGAAGGGGGUGAGGUGGAGUUUUGGGGAGGAGUCUUGA